UCGCAGCAGGAGAGCUCGGAUGAUCUUCCCACUGGGCACAACCCACAGUCGCCCCACAGCAAAUCCCUCCUUGCAUUCCCAGUAAGGAGAUGUUUCCAAUGCACGGGGAUGAUGCGUCUUAACAGUUGCUGGUUCAGAUGCGAGUCGAGAUGUGCUGGAAACUAUAGAUGUGUAACAGUUGCUGGUUAGAAGUCUGAAAUAAACCCAACGGCUAUUCUCGACCUAAGUUCCAGAAUUGCAGCAACGGAGAGAAGCUAUUAAAACCUUGGAUGGUGAGGAAUAAGCGGUUUGACGGUUUCCCAUCUGUCUCCGGCGAAAACCCCGUCUUAGUCGCAAACAUUAAUCGCAAGCACUAGUGUUGCUCUUACUUCCACUGAGGCCUCUAGUAUGCAUAGAUCCCUAACCAGAACACCUCUUCGCUUGAUUGCAGAUUCUUUCUUUAAAUCCAAAGCGCAUGGAAAGAGGCGAAGGAAUGUGGCCGAGAGAAUGGAAUCCUCCCUAACCUCUGCAACUUCAGGAGGCGACACAGGUAAUAAUCCUUUUGGACUCAAAGGAGAAUCAGUUACAGGGUCCACACAGGUGCAAAUUGUCAAUGCACUUCGUUCUGGUCGGAGAGAGAGAGCUUCCGCUAUGCUAUCCAAUCUUUGUUAUGGGAAUUAUUUAUUGAAAGCUAAUGAUUUUGUCUAUAUUCUUGACUAUUGUGCAAGAUCUCCUGAUCCACUGUUUGUUUUGGAGACUUGGAAAUUUAUGGAAGAAAAAGGGAUAGUCAUGAACAAAAGAUGCUACAUGUCCAUCACGAGGGCCCUCAGUAAAGGAGGUUACCUUGAUGAGGCAUUUAAUUGGUUGGCAUUUCUUGGAGAUGACCAUCAGAAAUGCCCUGUUCUUCCCAUGUGCAAUAUUUUCUUGAAUGGAUGUGGUCAGAUGCAACGCUUGGACCAUGCUAAUUACUGCUUGGAUUUAAUGGAACACCAACUGACAGGAAAGUCUGAAGUCACAUAUUGGGAGCUUCUCAAGCUUGCAGUUUGGCAGCAAAGUUUGUCCACAGUCCAUGAGAUAUGGAAGGAAUGUACGAAAUACUAUAACCCAAGCAUUAUUUUGUUGCGAAAAUUUAUUUGGUCUUAUACAAGGUUAAGAGAUCUGGCAUCUGCAUACAAGGUUUUGCAAUAUAUGGUGGCCCUGGCCUUCAAGAGAAGUGAUUUUGUUAAUACAUCUGCUGAAGGGAAAUUUCGGUCUUCAAGAUUGGACAUUCCCAUUCCUUCAAAUAUUGAAUUAGCUAUUGAAAACACUAUGGAGAAGAGCCCCUUCCUAACUUUGUCAUCUCUUGAAGACUAUUUGCCAAAAAUGGAAACAGAUACAAGAAGCAAGAACAUAGACAUAGCCAAACCAGAUAGUGCUGGGCUCUCUUUAACAAGGAAAUAUAUUGACAGUAUGCGGGUUAUGAAGGUCCUGAGGUGGUCUUUCAGUGAUGUAAUACAUGCAUGUGCUCAAUCAAGAAACUCUGAGCUUGCUGAGCAAUUGUUCUUACAGAUGCAUGAUCUUGGCUUGCAACCAUCAGAGCAUACAUACGACGGCUUCAUUAAAGCUCUUGUUUCUGGUAGAGGUGUUACUGAUGGCAUGGAAGUGGUAAAAACAAUGGAAAAGAGCAACUUGAAGCCAUAUAAUGCUACUCUUGCAACCCUUUCAAUAGGUUGCAGUAAAAAUUUAGAACUAGACUUAGCUGAGACUUUUCUUGAUCAAAUUGUUGAAAGUUCAUAUGCUCAUCCUUUCAAUGAGUUGCUUGCAGCAUGUGAUGUUAUGGAUGAACCUGAACGUGCAGUUAGGGUAUUGGCAAAAAUGAAGCAUUUGAAACUUAAAUUGGACAUACGGACGUAUGAAUUGCUGUUUUCAUUGUUUGGUAAUGUGAAUGCUCCUUAUGAGAAGGGGAACAUGCUAUCAAUGGUAGAUGUUGCUAAAAGAAUAAAUGCCAUAGAAACAGAUAUGUUGAAAAAUGGAGUUCAACAUAGCCAUUUAUCAAUGGUGAACCUGCUAAAAGCUCUUGGAACUGAGGGAAUGAUAAGGGAGCUCAUCCAAUACUUGCAUGUGGCAGAAAACCUAUUCUGUCAUGCAAAUACUUCUCCAGGGACAGCAAUCUACAAUACAGUGCUUCAUUCACUUGUUGAGGCUAAUGAGAGUCACAUGGCAAUAGAGGUUUUCAGAAAUAUGAAAUUAUGUGGUUUGCCACCUGAUGCUGCAACAUACAAUAUCAUGAUUGAUUGUUGCAGCAUUACAAGAUGUUUUAGGUCCGCUCUUGCACUGGUUUCUAUGAUGCUACGUGAUGGUUUUUGUCCUCAGAUUUGUACUUACACUGCUCUCAUAAAGAUUCUGUUGGCAAAUGAAGAUUUCAGUGAAGCAUUGAAUCUUUUGGAUCAGGCACACUAUGAAGGGAUUCAAUCUGAUGUGCUGUUAAUUAAUACCUUUCUUGAAGAAGCAUAUUUGAAGGGACGAAUUGACAUGAUGGAGUCUAUUGUUGAGAGAAUGCACCAAGAGAAAAUCCAGCCUGACCCAUCAACUUGCCAUUAUGUUUUCUCUGCAUAUGUGGACCGUGGUUUUCAUAGCACAGCAAUGGAAGCAUUACAAGUUCUUAGCAUGCGAAUGAUUUCUGAAGAAAGCACUCUUAUAGAGAAGAGAGCUGAAUUUGAGGAUGAUUUUGUUUACAAUGAAGACUUGGAAACUGAGUCACGGAUACUCAAGUUGUUCAAGGGAUCAGAACAGAACCUUGCUGCUGCCUUGUUGAAUCUUCGUUGGUGCGCAAUUGUUGGAUAUUCUAUUUCAUGGUUACCCAAUGAAAGUGCAUGGGCUAAAAGACUUAACUCAAGCUAUGGUCCAAGAAAAGCUAGCUGAAAAAAUCUAGUUGGCAUUUUAUGCAUCCCCCACCUCCUCCCCCUCCCAUUACCACCACUACCAAAGGGUUCCCCAAAUUUUUGACUAAAGGGGAGAACAGCAUCAGCUAUUGGGCUUAAGUUUACCCCAAAGUCGAGUUAGUUGAAACAUUUGGGGCCUUACUCUGGCCAAGCUGUAAGCCUGUAACCAAGAGGGGUGGAGAGAGAGAGAGAGAGAGAGAUUCGUAUUACUUAUUUUUCAGGACCUGCUGACCUAGUGUGCCUUAAGCUUAUUUAUUUAUUUGGCUCAUUGGCCUACAAAAAGGGGGGGGGGGGGUAGCCCAUCACCCAUACCCAACCCCUGUCAGCGAUCCCAAGUAUUUUAGUUUUAGCCACCAAUAUCUGAUGUCAUAUAACUGUUUUAUAUCAAUUAGAAAUUUUGAUUUUUUUAA
Molecule: messenger RNA, 3310 nt
Organism: Nelumbo nucifera (sacred lotus)
Lineage: Eukaryota; Viridiplantae; Streptophyta; Magnoliopsida; Proteales; Nelumbonaceae
Product: Tetratricopeptide repeat (TPR)-like superfamily protein
Molecular function (GO): protein binding
Source: RefSeq, a predicted model, not a curated record